Messenger RNA from Procambarus clarkii (red swamp crayfish), 4709 nucleotides. NCBI's taxonomy places the organism in Eukaryota, Metazoa, Arthropoda, Malacostraca, Decapoda, Cambaridae. The record is from RefSeq and is a predicted model, not a curated record.
AAAUAUUUAUUGAGACACCUUUGAAAAUAUAUAACCAUAAUUUGUGGGGAAGUUAAGCCAAAGGCGAGCCCGGGGGUGAGCCUCGUGUGCUUGUUGUUGUGGUGAAGGAACAAGAGUGGGCUCGCAGGCAGAUGACGGCGUGAUGGAAGAAGAAGGAAUAGUGUCCCCUGUCCAGCAGGACGAAUCUCUUGAUGAGGAUUCUGCUAUAAAAAUGGAGGCUGAAGAAGAGGAUGUAAAGAAUUUUGGUGGAAAUGACGCUGCUGCUGAUGUAGAAUUUGAUGCUCCUGUUUCUGAUGAUGCUCACUCAGAAGAGGAAGAAAAUCAAGAGGCUGAAGGGGAAUCUGCUGAAGUAAACUUACAGGAUGAUGCAAAGAGUGACACCAGUAAUGGUGAUUCUCCAAACAAGGCUAAAAGCAAGGAGAAAAAUAAAGAAAAUGAAAAAGGUAGCCCUGAAAAAUCGGCAGAGAAGGUUGUGGGUAUCACACAUUAUGCUGGAAACCAUGAGGGUUUCUUUGGUAUCAUCAAGCAACGGUAUUCUGACUUUCUUGUGAAUGAAGUAAACAGCGCCGGAGAGAUUGUGCGCAUCACAGAGCAGAUGGUCCCCCAUGAGCCUGAAGAAAUUCCAACGGAGCCAGCUGAGCUGCCACCAGAACUCACACCAGAGAUCAUCAGUCAGCUAAAUAGGAUGGUGGGUAUUAAAGAGCCCAUGAGACUACCUCUUAUUCCUCCACCCAAAAAAGACAGUGAAUCAGAGACUCCAACUGGUGAUCAAAGUGAAAUGGAUUCCGAGGUGAGCCCACAAGAGGUAAGUGAAGAUCACGAAGAAAAAGAUCAGGAAAAACAUGAAGACGACGACGACGAUGAUGAUAAUGAUGACGAGGACGCUGAUGACGAUGACGAUGAUGAGGAUGAGGAUUACAACAAAUUAAUGGAAGAUAAUGUGAAUGAUGUCAAACAGGAAAAAGUUGAAAUGGAACAGAUGGAAAAUGAACCUAUUAAAGAAGAAAGUGACAUUGAAGUUAAAGUGGAAGAAGAGAAAUCAGAUAACACAGCUGAAGAAGGUGCAAUAGAACCAGAGGAGAAAGAAUUUAAGAAACCAAUUAAAGAGAAAAACUUGAACAAGGACUCAUUGGCAGAUGUUAAUCAAAGGAGCAAAUACAAGUCAAGUAAAAAAACAGUAAUAGAUCCAGAUGCUCCAACAGAAGUCUUGAUUGACGUAAACAAUGCAGAUAAAGAGGGGCGAACUGCCAUCCACCGAGCAGUCAAGGCCAAGUUUCGUGUGGUUGAUAGCAUCUAUAAAGAGAUGAAUGAUGGUAGACGGUACAUUCUUGUUAGACAAAAAAAAGUUGGUAGUGUACGGCGGGAGAGGACUACAUGGCCCAAGUCUCAGAUGUAUACCACUUUUGUCCUGUACAAGGAAAAUGUUGAUACUAUGGAAGCUAUCAAUCACAUUGCAUGGAAAACCAGGAUAAAACCUAACAAUUUUUGUUAUGCUGGAACCAAAGAUAAACGUGCCAAGACAAGUCAGCUUGUGUCUGUAAGCCGAGUUGCACCCCAUAAGCUUUUUCAUGCAACCAAGAAUCACAGAGGAAUUCAACUUGGCAACUUUCGUUUCCGACCCACUCCUCAGAAAUUGGGUCAGCUCCGAGGAAACCACUUUCGGAUUGUUUUAAGAGAAGUGAAGGGAGAAGAUGAAGUAAUAACAUCAGGAAUUGAAUCCUUGAAGACAACAGGCUUCAUUAAUUAUUAUGGAACACAACGGUUUGGAACUACCAACAUUCCAACACAUGUUAUUGGUCGAGAGCUGCUGAAAAGUAACUGGCAACAGGCUGUGAACCUCAUUCUUGCUCCUCGUGAGAAUGAUAUUCCGGAACUUAACCGCUGUCGUUCCACUUGGAAAGAAACAGGAGAUGCAGAAGCAGCUCUCAAAUCACUACCCAAAGGUUGGGAAUCAUCUAUUGAGGCUCAGCUCUUAACUGGCCUUGUUCAACUGCAGAGGAAUGAUCUUGUAGGAGCACUAGAUCGAAUUCCACGCAACACACGAUUACUAUACCUACACGCAUAUCAAAGCUACUUGUGGAACAUUGUAGCAUCUCGACGUAUUGAGAAAUAUGGCCUUAAAGUGUUACCAGGAGAUAUAAUUCGCCGGAAGGAGGAAAAAGCUGAAGUGUCAUCAUCAAGGCUGAUGUCUUCAGAGUUGCCAGAUUCAACACCCAGUGACCAAAGCUCUGACUGUGAGAAAGUGGGAACACACUGGUGGAAUGCUGAAGUAACAAAAGCUGUGCAGGAAAAGAAAGAUGCAUAUUAUUUGAAAAUGAAGACAGAAGGGGUGAGUGAAGAGGAACGGAAAGAACGACAGAAAAAGUACCAGGAGGCAAAGCAGAAAGCUAAAAAAGUGGUAAGAGAAAGUAAGAGAAAAGCUGAAGAAGAGUUAGGAAAGUAUUGGGCCAAGCUCAAAACUCUGCCACCAGAAGUACUUGAGGAUGAGAGUAAUGACAGUCACACUUCAGAUGGAGAGAAUGGCGAUAAAGAGACGAAGCCUGAGAUAGAAGGGGAAGAGGCAAAUGGACACAAAACUCCUGAUUUACACUUUUUGACUGAAGAGGAAGCUGAGACAGCAGAUAUUUUAGAUGUAAGUGUUUUGUUGCCUCUUCCUGGUUACAGUGUUGAGUAUCCUAACAAUGAAAUUAAAGACUGGUAUGCUGAACUCUUAGAAGCUGAUGGAUUAUCUUUUGAAUCACUAAAACACCGUGUCAAAUCAUAUGCAGUCGGUGGAGCAUAUCGGCGAUUGAUUGUUCGUCCAGCAAAUGUCAAUGGUACAAUAUGUUACUACAAAGAUAAUAGUAAAGCUCUCAUCCUAUCAGACAUGGACAAGUUACGGGAUAUUGAUAUUACAGAUAAUAUAUUAGCAGAGGGUCCUAAUAAAGCUGUGAUUGUAGAGAUGACACUUCCAGCAUCGUCAUAUGCUACAGUGGCACUUAGAGAACUGCUCAAGAUGGAUACCUCAUCCCAGUUCCAGGCAACGCUCAAUCAACCAGGAAACUACAUCCAAAAAAGCAGAGAUUUUGGUAGUAGACGAGGGCCAUCCCGAAGAAGAGGGGGACCACGGCGGGGGUCUGAUAGAAGAGGGAGCUGGGAAGACAGAGGCUCGUGGAAACCUUCAGGAUUCCGAGGAUCGUGGAGAGGACAUGAUAAUGCUGGAUCUUAUUGGCGACAGAAUAGAGGUGGAGGGAGAGAAUCCUUUAACACUGGCGGUGAUCAUGGAGGUUACAGAGGGGGACGGGAUUAUGCAUGGAGUAGUGGCCGAGGAAGAGGAGGCAGGGGUGGCUAUGGAGGGGGAAAUGGAUGGGGUGGACGUGGUGAAAAGAGGUCAAGAGGGGGAGGAGACAACUGGAAUGCUAAGAGGGGAAGGUUUUAUUAGGAAAAUUUAAUGCCUGCAAUUUUUUGGUAAGGGGUGAAACUUAACAUGCAAAAUCUGAAGUUUGGUAUCAAUAUGUUGUUGUACAUGUUUAAACAAUGUACAGCACAUCUGUGUUGCUCUUUGAGACAUUUGUAAGGAUUAGCUAUUCUUAAAUUCCAUAUCAUUAACGAUAUAGAUUUAUUUAUAUUUUUAUUUGCAAGUGCAAUUCUUAUGUGAACAAGUGUUUUAUUAUUAUUUUUAUCAUUAUUAUUAUUAAUAUUAUUAUUAUUGAGUGUGUGAUCUGGAUACUUUCUGAUUUGACUUAGGAGGAGCAAGAUGAAAUGUUGACACAUUAGGACAAGGCUGCCAGUAUGAAUGUUGCGUGUUUGCAGUAAUUGUUUUUAUAUCAAUAAAACACUUAUUUCCUUUCCCUAUACCCAUUAUCUUAUAUAGUAAAGGUUGAUAAGUAGUAUUAGGUAGCAAAAUUUUAAGUUUUUUUUUUUUUUUAACCUGUUAUAUUUUUGCCAGUACAGUACAUACACAGACACAUGUACAUACAUGUAUAGUAUUCCAUAUAGUAACUUUGGUCUGUUUUUUAUACUGAACGAAGCAAGCAAGUUAAAUCUUUACCAUACACAUGCUGCCAGUUCUCAUUGAUCAUCAGGUGGAGGAGAGCAGCAUUGUAUUCAAUUCAUUGCCUGCCUCCCUUGUCCCUCACACUAUUGUAUUGUUGGGAUGUGUUGAUUUAGUAAUCAUGUAAAUAAUAAUUACCAAUUACGUUUACAGUAAUAUUGGAGAAUGGUGAAUGGAGUUUUAAUGAAAUACAGAAUAACAAUAUACAUACAAAAUUAUGUAGAAUGAUUGAAAGUUGGUAUUAAAUUUAGUAGCUAAAAAAAAAUUCCCCAGAAUGGAAACAAUGCAGGUAAGUAAAUUCAAUUUGUUCAAUAUAUUCAACCAUAUGCAUGAUUUCAUAAGUUAAAAAAUACAAUACAAAUACAUUUAUAUGUCCAUGCAUGUAUGGAUACACGUGUGUGUGUAAUCGUAACUCAAUAUACAAUUAUAAGAUUAUUGCAGUGGUAUAUAAGUGUGUUAUAUUUUACAUUAAUGGCCCUAUAGGAACUACAGAAUAAUAUUUACAUAUAUUUUAUUCUUAAUGCAGUAGGGAAGUUUAAUAUGCAAAUAUUUGUUAUUUAGAAAGCCAUUUUGCACAGAGAUGACAAGUUCCUGAAUGUUUCAUUCAAAAGGAAGAAUAAACCAUGUGUGUGUUACUGUCAUAUACUUCAGGUUAAUUUAAUAAAUGAUCCAUUGU